Dreissena polymorpha is the source of this 2296-nucleotide messenger RNA. Its product is annotated as histone deacetylase 11-like. NCBI's taxonomy places the organism in Eukaryota, Metazoa, Mollusca, Bivalvia, Myida, Dreissenidae. The record is from RefSeq and is a predicted model, not a curated record. The transcript is spliced from 12 exons. Bases 240 to 1679 code for a protein of 479 amino acids. Gene Ontology annotation, molecular function: histone deacetylase activity.
UACUCUUGAAGUUUAUUGGAAGAAGAAGAACUUCAUGUCCUGUGACUUCAGUGCUUAUUUGUAAUGGUGUUGUUAUUUGUGUAUUGCGUUGUGUCUAGUCGAAUUAAAAGAUGGCUGACAGUGCGAGUAAACAAUCAGAUAAAUUCCAAACUACAUGCUGACAUUCCAUGCUGGUUAUAUCGAAGUUGUAAAAACUAAGCGAACCUGACAUUGAGACGAUUAUUUCCCAGCCAUGUACAAUGUACAGAGUAAUUAGAAGACUUUUGCCGUUGCAGAUUGUUGCCUUUAACAUGUUCAGAAAUGAUGACUCUACUGGCGUAUCAGCGGCUAUUUCUACCAAGGUCUCCAAGCCCACACAUCGUCUGUAUGUAGACGUGAAGCCUACCCAGUGGCCAAUUGUAUACACGCCUGAGUACAACAUUGGAUUCCUGGGCCUGGAGAGGCUGCAUCCGUUCGAUUCAGGGAAAUGGGGACGAGUGGUGAACAUACUUAAAGAAAAGAAUAUGGUGCAGGACGACACACUAGUGAAGCCAAUAGAGGCCUCUGAGGAAGAUUUGCUUGUGGUUCAUUCCAAGAAAUACAUUGACUCACUUAAGCUUACAAGUAUAGUGGAGGGAACUGUUUUGAAAGAGUGGAGCAUCAAUGUAGCGGGCAUAGCAGAGGUGCCCCCUGUAGCAUUGCUGCCCAACUUCAUUGUCCAGCGGAAAUUACUGCGGCCUUUCCGAUACCAGACUGGGGGAACCAUUCUGGCCAGUAAGCUUGCAAUGGAGCGAGGGUGGGGCAUCAACAUCGGGGGUGGGUUCCACCACUGUUCCUCAGAUAGGGGCGGGGGUUUCUGCGCCUACGCUGAUAUCACACUCGCUGUGAAGUUCCUGUUCUCACACUGUCCCAAUGUCAAGCGGGCCAUGAUAGUCGAUCUUGAUGCACAUCAGGGCAAUGGGCAUGAGAGAGACUUCAUGGACGAUGACAGGGUGUAUAUCAUGGACGUCUAUAAUAGGGGCAUCUAUCCGCAUGAUGGCUACGCAAAAAAAGCUAUAAAGAAGAAAGUUGAAUUGCAAAGUUUUACAGAAGAUGAAGAUUACUUGAAAUUGGUAGCAGACAACCUUACUGAAGCCCUGUCAGAGUUCACCCCAGAUGUGAUUGUGUACAACGCUGGUACAGACAUCUUGGAGGGGGAUCCCCUCGGCCACCUGAACAUUUCAGCCAAGGGAAUUCUAAAGAGGGACGAGAUUGUUUUUGAACAUGCAAUAAAGCGCAAAAUUCCCAUCGUCAUGGUAACUAGUGGAGGUUACCAAAGGUCCACGGGGCAGAUAAUAGCGGACUCAAUUUUGAACCUGAAGGAAAGAGGUCUAAUCAGCUGUGCUGAGGCAGAAAGCUACAAGAAACCAGAGGUAAGUUCUUCUCCAGCAAGGUCUGACAGUGAGUGGGGGCUGUUUGCUAGACUCAAGAAGGCGUGCCUGUCGCCAGUGCCAUCAGUGCAGUCCAACCUGAGCGAUGCAGAAGGGACGGCAAACAUUAAACCAUCAAAAUCCUUACACGACGUUCAGCAACAGGAUGAUUGGACCACAGUUCCUGCAUCAAAAUCCUGCUCAAAUCUUUCAUGCGCGUUCAAAGAUGAAUCUGAUGUGGACAUAUCACACUUGCUGGGUCCGUCUGUCGCGCGUAAAUUUAAAGACUAAUAGCAGCUUAAAAAACACAAGAAUGGCAUCUACAAAAAAGCUUCAACUGGACAUCCUGUUUUACAAACAGAUUGUGUCCUUAUUAUAUUUGCCUAAAAAUAUUAAAAGUUUAGGUUAUUGUUAUUUUAUUGUAUUCCUCUUUAUUUUAUUGUUGUUUUGUUCAGUGUUAUUAUAUAUGAAACAAACAUAUAUGUUGAGCAUUGAAAAUGCGGUAUAUAUUGUUAAUUAUGUUCAUAUGUUAGACAAAAAAUAAUGUUCAUCCUAUUAUCAUUCACUUAUAAAGUAUCAUUUCCAAUGUGUUUUUUCAACACAGUGGGCAUACGCUUAUUGCCACGCCGUUCCGUUCCAGUGACUUAUCAAUUCACCUAUACCUUGAAAUAGCGCAUCAUCGUUGAGAAUGGAUAAAUCGUUUUAUAUGCAUAUUUUUUGUUUUGCCUUGUUUAAAAAUACUAACAAAAUUAUAGAUUAUGAAUAAAUGAGUAACAAGCAUUGACAAUUCUUUAUUUUUAAAUUGUGGCAUAAUAGUGAUAGUUUUAUACUUUUCUUUCGUUUUUGUAAAUUUUUGUUAAUUUUGUUGUAUUUUAGAAUAUUUUAAUGAAAUAAAUAUAAGAGAAAAA